Messenger RNA from Odocoileus virginianus texanus, 3802 nucleotides. The record is from RefSeq and is a predicted model, not a curated record. Lineage: Eukaryota; Metazoa; Chordata; Mammalia; Artiodactyla; Cervidae.
UGUGACAGACUAUGGCUGAGUGCAGCCCUAAGUUUGCAGGCCUUGCUGCAGUGCCACUAUGCCGCAUCCAACUCUGGUUGCCAUUGGACCUGUGGGGGCCCUGCUCAGUGAUUGGUCGACACUGCAGUGGGCCCCUCCCACAAGCAACCAAUUGUCAAAGAGAGACCAUUUGGUGGUCCUGCUCAGUCAUUGGUCAGCACUGCAGUGAGCCCCGCCCACAAGCAACCAGCUGUCAGGGAGAGACUGUUAGUUGAGAGGAUUCAGCCAACAGUCGUCCAGCAGUGGAGUGGUGGUCCUCAGGUGGACAGUGAGGCAACUCUCACCUGAGAUGGGCUGCAUUCUGCCUGUGGAACAUAUGGCUUGCUCUUGAAUCCUUUCCUGCCUGAAGCCAAGACCCUCAGGAACUCACCCAAGACCUAAUUGCCCCUUUGGCAUCUUUCAGCAGAGUUGUACAUCACAGUGUGGACUCCCUGGUGCUAGUACUGGAGCGGCAGUGUCUCCCCGGUCUUCCAUGUGGAGAAUGAUGCAUAGGAAAGGGAGCUGAGAUGUUUUCCUAUGCAUUAGGGGUAGUGCAAAAGAGAGAAAGUGGGUUUGAAACCUAAGAUGUAGGCACUAGAUGGCGCCAUUUUACCAAGUAUCAAUGGCUUUCACAAACGGCAUACCUUGUUCUACUUGUCCAGUGCUAAAAAAAAAAAACCAGAAAAACAGUUCUUACAGUCUGCUUCAGCAUAGCCGAAGAAUAGAACAAGGAGAAAUGGGCUUCAUGAUCACAGGAGAAAGAGAAGUUAAUCACAAGAAAGGAUUUUCGGAACCAAGAAUAUGUCACAUCAGAAUGAAGAAAAUCAUCAAAGCUUUUUUUUAUUAAUGUGAAAAAUAAAUUAGUGAGUCUCAACAUGAUUAUUUUGAGGAUUAUUUGCAGCCCUACUAGAAGACAGAGGAAUGUUUUAUCCUUUAUUCAGUGGGCAGAGGCCCGUUGGCACUCACUCCUCUACACGUUGCUGCAGGAAUCCAGCAGGCUGUUUGCUGUGAACCAGCUCCAGGUCACUCAGUAGACUUUACAGGUGGGUUGGAUGAAUAGCAGAUUUGGUGAUGGCUGGUUGGAUGCAAAGAGAACAAGUGUUCCAGGUGGAGGGAAUGGAAUAAACAGAUGUACAGAGGAAGCAAAUAGAGAUGUAUUCUGGUAAUCACUGAAUGAACUGAAAUUGGACAACAUCAUAAUUGCUCUUUCUGUCACUGAGGAGAACAAAUCUGAGGUGGACGUCAUCACUCAUGGAGAGGGAGGAUCAGCCAUUUUACGUCUUCCCCCAAAGGUACAGAAAGAAGCAGAUGGCAUCUCAUGGAAAAGAGACUGACCAGGAGCCUGGAGACCCAAACUUAAGCCUUAGCAGGUGACCUGGGGAGGCCUUCUACUGAAGAGAUCGCAGAUAAGGGGACCCAUCAGAGAAUCAUCCAUCUAGUUUACAGAAGCAAUUUCAGAGUGGGUCCUGGGGCCUUGGACCCUGAUGGAGGAGAUCCAGGUGUUGUCAUGUCUGGAGAGGAUACUUGCAAAUGCCGAAGACAUUUUUCCAUCAGCCUGAGAAUGGAGCCAACGACCGAGGAUGGAGGAACAUAAAAUGCACUUUGGCUCUUUCUGCCAUCCGUUCGAGAGCAUUCAGUUUCCUCGACCCACAGAUGAACAGAGCACAUCUGCCAGCCCAGUUCCCCCUGGUGGAGCGCACCUCCUACCCCCACUUGGAGACCUCCUGGACUCUUCUUGGACUUUCCAGCCAAUGGCUUGCAGUAGCGAUGGUGGCUUGCUACCCAGGAAAUGGAACAGGUUAUGUUCGACAUGUGGACAACCCCAACGGUGACGGCCGCUGCAUCACCUGCAUCUACUAUCUGAACAAGAACUGGGAUGCCAAGCGACAUGGUGGGGUCCUGCGGAUAUUUCCAGAAGGGAAAUCAUUCAUAGCGGAUGUGGAGCCCAUUUUUGACAGACUGUUGUUCUUCUGGUCAGACCGCAGGAACCCACAUGAAGUCCAGCCCUCCUAUGCGACCAGAUACGCCAUGACUGUUUGGUACUUUGAUGCUGAAGAAAGGGCAGAAGCCAAAAAGAAAUUCAGGAAUUUAACUAGGAAAACUGAACCUGCCCUCACUGAGGACUGACCCUGCUCUGAAAUCCGCUGGCCUCAUUCACUUUUAGUAACAGUUUCUGAAUUUGCUUUAAGAGUUGAGAUCCAAAGAAGGCCUCUUCUUCAGUGACUCCGUGACAAGGACCCCCCCCCGCCCCCCACUGCUUGCAUCAUUCAGAUCCCUGUCUCGUGUCUCGUGUAUGGUACUUUGUGUUUCCCUACCAAGACUGCACCUACCUUCAGACACUCUUUUUUGCCAGAUGAACUCAUUUGCUAACUCCAGAAAUACAUGCAGACAACCUAGUUGGCCAGCGGUUUAAUUGUUAGAUUUGGUAAUCCUGGCUAUCAAAGCAAGAACGUGAAAGCACGGGCAAGGGACUGAAUCUUACUUGCACUUUAUGUACACUUCCUAAUUUGAAAGGAGGAGGUUUGCAAAGAAAUAAAAUGGUGACAGAUGCCACAGAGAGGCAUCACUGAAGCCUUACACAGGAAACAGAAAUGUGUGUCAUCUGAACAAUUUCCAGAUGUUCCUAAUCCUGGGAUAUUGGGGUUUCUGGAGAAUUAUCACAACCUAAUGUCAUUAUUACCUCUAGAACAGGCUGCUGUUUUAGUAAUCAAUUUCUAAGUAUCCUGUGGGUAGACACUCCCUUUUCCUGGUCCUGUAACCGGAACUUGCGGCCUCUGCCCUAUCUUGCUGAAAUACAACUUUCUGAUCAAAGAUGACACCAUUUAUUUUCUAUUUUCACUUCUUACAUAGAGAACCUAAUUCAUUAAUUAUUUUGGUUGCUUUGUUGAAAUGAAAUUUGAAUUUAAAUCAAAGGGGAAAAAAAUCUUCCUGGUAGUAGAGUCAACAACCUCUGAUAAUGGUGUCAAAAAACCUGGGUCUGCUGAUAUACAAUAAACGUGUGCAUUUUAAACAGUUUGAGAUUGGCGAUGGAGUUGGAAAUGUAGGCGUUCCUGUUUUUCAGUUUUCCUUUUUAGUGAGCUCACUCUUCUCUAAUGAAACAAGAAAAAUCACAAAAACUAGGCUGUAUUCUAAAAAAGGUAAUGGGAAAUAAAACAAAAAAUCCUGGAAAGCUACUUGAGUUCUUCCACAUUUUCUGACCCUGGUAGUCUCUUCAACACUUGACUCUCCAGAUCUACUGUGGUUGGCAGUGUGGCCAGAAUCAUGGAAUUUGCUCGAGUUGUGGGACAUCCUCCAGCAGUAAACACAGAUUCCAAUGCCUCACAAAUUCUGUAUGGAGCUCCUCUUUUAUGAAAGUUACUCUGCAUAGUUUUCAAUUCCACUUUCAUAUUUUUAAAACCCCUGUAAUUUCUUGCUUGAAAAUCCCAUGAACAUUUAAGGGGCCAGAAAUAUUUUCUGUUGUCACUGACAGGCACGUAGACUUUCCAAGAAAGAAGCAUAUUUUUGUGUGUGUCCGGUUUGGGAAAUUUUCCAAAUAAGACUUGUCUUCAUUCUCACAAUUGCUCUAUUUUUUUUUCCCCCUGUAGUACUCAUUACCUUCUACUUACUAUGUAAAUUAUUUAUUAUAUUCAUUGUCUGGUAUCCUUCCUCUAGAGUAUAAGCACAAUGAAGACAGGGAUUUUGUAUUUUUUAAUCAAUGGAAUGUAUUCCUAGCACAUAAAAUAGUGCUUGGCAUAUAGUAAGGGCUCAGUAAAUACUUGUUGAAUAAACUCAUUCUCCUGCCUUA